This is a messenger RNA of Mugil cephalus (flathead mullet), 3231 nucleotides long. RefSeq names its product SWI/SNF related, matrix associated, actin dependent regulator of chromatin, subfamily a-like 1 (gene smarcal1). Gene Ontology annotation, biological process: DNA repair; replication fork processing. Gene Ontology annotation, molecular function: ATP-dependent chromatin remodeler activity; ATP binding. The record is from RefSeq and is a predicted model, not a curated record. NCBI's taxonomy places the organism in Eukaryota, Metazoa, Chordata, Actinopteri, Mugiliformes, Mugilidae. The transcript is spliced from 17 exons. The coding region runs from base 421 to 3048 and encodes 875 amino acids. Gene Ontology annotation, cellular component: nuclear replication fork.
UUCCUACGUCACUUCCUGCGCGGCAGAGCUUGAGCCAUCCUGCACAUUGAGAGUUAGCUUAAAUAACUCACCAUGCUUCGUGCGUACAAAGUGUUUGCAGCGUUUAGAGUAGACUGAUGGUUUUCUACUAGUCCGCGAAUGCUUGUGAGUUUAGCGCCACUUUAACGCUGACGAUACACUUUGUUGCUCGGUUUCGCUGCUGGCAGGACUAGCCUCGUUAGCUGCUAACUUUAGCAGUGUGAAGAACUUUUUAUGAAACUUUAAGCUAAACGCUCGCACAGUCAUUCGCUCCGAAAGACCAGAUGGGGUUUCAUGGAUUCCUGGUUUGCAGGUAACUGUGGGCAAGCUCAGAUUUUGACUAGUAGAUGUCCCAAUUUGUGCUGACUAGCUCCAGUUUUUUUAAAUAGCAUCGAAGUCAAUAUGUCUAAUCAGUUGACUGCAGAGCAACAGAGAAAGAUUGAGGAGAACAGACGGAAGGCUUUAGAGAGAAGAGCCCAGAGACUUGGACAGACUCUUGGCAGCAGUAAGCAGACCACAGCAGGCUUCAGCACUGCUCCAGUGCAUGCACAUCUCCCUAAGCAGAGCGUUUCUGCGGAUCAUGCUACUUUCGAUCAUCACAGAGAAACCUCAGCAUCUGCAAUAAAGUUUUUUGGACCCGUCAAAAAAGACUCACAAAGCGUCCAAAAUCAGCAACCAAACCACCAGGAGUCUUCUGGCACUGGCAACCAGUACACCUCUGCUAAUAAAAGACAGAUACAAGUCAUUGACCCACUCCAUAUAAACAGACAACAUGCAGGAGGAAGCGUCAGUGUCAAGUCAGCUCAACUUAAACCCACCCUGCCCUCCAGCAGCUCGGGAGAUGUACCCAGCUCAUUUUACAAGCAGGCUGCUAAAGCUGCCCCUGUGGCACAGCUUCCCUCAAAACCUACAACCCCGAAUGCCGUGCCUGCAAAGAAGCCUGCCGUCUCUGUUCGGGGAAAAUGUGCACCUCACUCAGAUGGACGUUUCAGGGUGGAAGUGGGCUACCAUGCAGAACUUAUAGCUGUUUUCAAAUCCAUCCCCUCAAAGAACUAUGACCCAGCCACAAAGACAUGGAACUUCGCUUUGGAGGACUAUCGGCAGCUAAUGGAGAAUGCAGCAGCUAUUGCUUCUGUGUCUUUGAGGCCUCUUGAGGGAAUGGAAGUUGUGGACGUCGCAGCAGCCACCAGUCAAGCAUGCAACGGUGUGUCACUGGCAGCGCUGCUGAAGCUGUGUAAUGGCUGGCAGAAACCUGACGCCCCCCUCCGAGGGCAGUGCUUCCUGGUGUCUCGGACAAAGUUUGAGGUUGACAUCAGUUUCCACGCUGAUGUUAUUGCAGCGUUUAAGCAAAUGCCUACAAGGAACUAUGACACGCAGACAAGAAAGUGGAGCUUUUCACUCGAGGAUUACAAGAGCCUCAUGGAUCUCCUCAGUGGGAUGGCAGCAGUGGAGGUGGAGCCUCUGCCCAGGGCAGUGAUCCAAGCUUUCUCUGCCAGGUUUGAUGGGACUAAAGCCAAGUCUUUAGACGUCCCUGAGGCAGACCUUUCCAGCAUCGACCCCACACUCACCCGCAGCCUCAUGCCCUUCCAGAGGGAGGGAGUCAAUUUUGCGGUGUCCAAACAAGGCCGCCUCCUCCUGGCUGAUGACAUGGGCCUGGGGAAGACAGUGCAGGCCAUUUGUAUCGCAGCUUACUACAGGAACGAGUGGCCUUUACUGGUGGUGGCUCCCUCCUCCGUGCGAUUCACCUGGGCUGAGGCCUUCACACGCUGGCUUCCUUCCCUGAGUCCUGAAAGCAUCAACGUGCUGGUUAAGACCAAAGACAAGCUGAGGGCCGGUUUGAUCAACAUCAUCAGCUACGACCUGCUGAGUAGGAUGGACAAGCAGCUGCCAGGAAACCACUUCAGUGUCCUCAUCAUGGAUGAGUCCCACUUCCUGAAGAACAUGAAGACUGCUCGUUGUAAAGCAGCCCUGCCCCUGCUGAAGGCAGCGAAGAGAGUGAUUCUCCUGUCUGGGACUCCUGCCAUGUCCAGACCCUCGGAGCUCUACGCCCAGAUUCUGGCUGUCAGACCGACUCUAUUUCCUCGCUUCCACGAGUUCGGGAUGCGCUAUUGCGAUGCCAGACAGAACACGUGGGGCUGGGACUACACAGGCUCUUCUAAUCUGGGAGAGUUAAAGCUGCUGUUGGAGGAGAGUCUGAUGCUGCGCCGCCUCAAGUCUGAAGUCCUCUCCCAGCUUCCCACUAAGCAGCGGAAGGUGGUCACCGUGACCAUAGACGGGAUCAGCACACGCACAAAAGCUGCUCUCUCAGCUGCAGCCAAGGAGCUGGCCAAGGGUCAACGCAAUAAAAUGCAAGAGAAGGAGGCCCUCCUCGUCUUUUAUAACCACACAGCUGAAGCCAAGCUACAAGCCAUUAUGGAGUACAUCACAGACAUGCUGGAGUGUGGGAGGGAGAAGUUUCUCGUGUUUGCCCAUCAUAAAUUAGUCCUGGACCACAUCACUGCGGAGCUGGGGAAAAAGAACGUCAGUUUCAUUCGUAUCGAUGGGACCACACCGUCAGCGGAACGACAGCAGCUGUGUGAAAAGUUUCAGUUCUUGUCCAAGGCCUGUGUGGCUGUACUGUCAAUCACUGCAGCUAAUAUGGGCCUCACUCUGCACUCUGCAGACCUGGUGAUCUUCGCUGAGCUUUUCUGGAACCCCGGGGUUCUCAUUCAGGCAGAAGAUAGGGUUCACCGAAUCGGACAAACCAGAAAUGUGAACAUUCACUACCUGGUUGCCAAGGCAACUGCUGAUGAUCACCUGUGGCCGAUAAUCCAGGAAAAAAUGAAUGUCUUGGAGCAAGUGGGUCUGUCUGAGUCAAACCUCUCAGACAAUGCAGUCAACGCCAGCUUUCACUCUAAGGACCCUAACCAGAGGAGCAUCAUGGAGAUGUUCCAGAGAUCGUUCUCUGCGGAGGAUGACACGGACGAAGCUCUCUUAAUGGAGGUCGCAAACGACUGGGAGGACACUCCGCCUGAAAACACUUGUAGUUGACGUUAUAGUCCCAUCGUGUAAAGCCUCAGCUAAAAAGCACUUGAAAGUCUGUGCCUAGUUUCAAGCCCAUCAUGACCAACACGAGUUAAUAAAUGCUAUAGUUUUCUUAUUCCAUGUAAAAUAUCGCUACAAAAAAUAUAUAGUUUUGCUAAUAAGACAAAAUAAAUAAAUGUGUCGACCUGA